Molecule: messenger RNA, 4166 nt
Organism: Leucoraja erinaceus (little skate)
Lineage: Eukaryota; Metazoa; Chordata; Chondrichthyes; Rajiformes; Rajidae
Gene: cox11
Product: cytochrome c oxidase assembly protein COX11, mitochondrial
Exons: 5
Coding region: 436-1215 (259 amino acids)
Cellular component (GO): mitochondrial inner membrane
Molecular function (GO): copper ion binding
Source: RefSeq, a predicted model, not a curated record
GGUCGGUCGGAGGGAGGGAAAUUGGGCAGAGGGACGAAAUCUUGGCUAUGUUGUCGCCGCCCGCAAUCUUCAAUCCCUACAACACUAAUUGCUGGAAUUACUCAAGCCGCCGAGCAGCCUGUGUGGAGAGACAGACAGACAGACAGGGCUACCAGUCUGCUUCGGUGUAGGAAGGAACUGCAGAUGUUGAUUUACACCGAAGAUAGACACACAAUGCUGGAGUAACUCAGCGGGGAAGGCAGCAUCUCUAGAGAAGGGUUUCGACCCAAAACGUCUCCAGAGUUGCUGCCUGUCCCUCUGAGUUACCCCAACAUUUUUGGGCGUAUUAACAUUUUGCAUCUUUCGGACUGUAUCUUGCAGUAGGUUGCAGGUUGCUAUUGGCAUCGAGAAGAGAAAAGAUUGCACAAUAGUUCUACGAACUGAAUAACUGUCGGCAUGCUGAGGUCUUGUUGGACGGGCAUCUCAAGGUUUUACAUGGUGACCCCUUGUAACGAUUGUGCAAGAAGACUACAACAGUUUCAUUUACCACGAUUUUAUUCCGUAUUCAAUCGAGUUACUCUUCAGAAACUGAACAAUCUUUCAUCUCAACAGUCAGUGAGAAGUGUGAAUGGCCGUAAUCCCUUCACUAGAAAUCAGGAAGAGCAAUGGAGAAAGAGGAAUAAAACUGCACUUACUUACAUAGCAGCUGCAGCGAUUGGAAUGAUUGGCGUGUCAUAUGCUGCUGUACCUCUCUACAGACUUUAUUGCCAGGCGACAGGACUAGGAGGGACUCCAGUAGCUGGUCACAACAUGGAACAAGUGGCCACGAUGGAGCCUGUGAAAGAUCGAGUUAUUAAAAUUACUUUUAAUGCUGAUGUUCAUUCCAGCCUGCAAUGGAACUUUAGACCUCAGCAAACUGAAAUCUUUGUUGUUCCUGGUGAGACUGCUCUAGCAUUUUAUAAAGCAAAGAAUCCCACUGAUAAGCCAAUUAUCGGAAUCUCUACCUACAAUGUAGUGCCGUUUGAUGCAGGGCAGUACUUUAACAAAAUACAGUGUUUCUGUUUUGAGGAGCAACGGCUAAAUCCCCAUGAAGAAGUGGACAUGCCAGUCUUCUUUUACAUUGAUCCGGAGUUUGCUCAAGAUCCGGCAAUGGCACGUGUGGAGACAAUCAUUCUCUCUUACACAUUCUUUGAGGCAAAGGAAGGUCAAAAGCUCCCUUUACCAGGAUAUAAUUAGCACAGUAUUGCUCUAAAUAUUGCAUUCAUUCAGCAAUGUUCCUUUAAAUAACGCGUCCAUUGGUGAGCCGAUGAAGAAUCCUUACUGUUGUGAUUGUUAAAAUUAGAUGAUCAACAAAAGAAUCAAAGAGCAGAGAAUUGUUCUGUAAGCAGAAUGACUACAGAAGUAAAUUUUAAAUGAAUUACGGGGGAAAUAAACUGCUUUCCAAGGACAUAGCAGUCCAUAAAGCAAAUAUCAUGGAAGAAACCUGGGAUCUAGUUUUGCAAUAACAUAGAAACAUAGAAAUUAGGUGCAGGAAUAGGCCAUUCGGCCCUUCGAGCCUGCACCGCCAUUCAAUAUGAUCAUGGCUGAUCAUCUAACUCAGUAUCCCGUAACUGCCUUCUCUCCAUACCCUCUGAUCCCCUUAGCCACAAGGGCCACAUCUAACUCCCUCUUAAAUAUAGCCAAUGAACUGGCCUCAACUACCCUCUAUGGCAGAGAGUUCCAGAGAUUCACCACUCUGUGUGAAAAAAGUUCUUCUCAUCUCGGUUUUAAAGGAUUUCCCCCUUAUCCUUAAGCUGUGACCCCUUGUCCUGGACUUCCCCAACAUCGGGAACAAUCUUCCUGCAUCUAGCCUGUCCAACCCCUUAAGAAUGUUGUAAGUUUCUAUAAGAUCCCCUCUCAAUCUCCUAAAUUCUAGAGAGUAUAAACCAAGUCUAUCCAGUCUUUCUUCAUAAGACAGUCCUGACAUCCCAGGAAUCAGUCUGGUGAACCUUCUCUGCACUCCCUCUAACAUAUAAUUAUUAACAUUUCACCUAGUGACUUGGUUUAUAUUGUGUCAAGAUGAUCAAGAUAAUUUAUUUAAGAAAGAACUGCAGAUGCUGGAAAAUCGAAGGUAGACAUAAAUGCUGGAGAAGCUCAGUGGGUGAGGCAGCAUCUGUGGAGCGAAGGAAAUGGCAACGUUUCUACCCAAAAUAAUAAGUGAUUGAGAUCUGCACAAUAACAACACUUAAAAAAACAUUUGGACAAGUAUGUAGGCAGGGAAGGUUUAGUGGAAUAUGGGAAAAAUGCGGUGCCUGAAACCAGCUCGGGUGAGGCAUCUUGACGAGUUGGGUUGAAAGGCCUGUCUCUGUGCUCUAUGCCAAUGAUUCGAUGAAAGGUUUACUAUUGAAUGCCAUAAGGGCACAAUGUGCUGGAGUAAUUCAGCAGGUCAGGCAGCAUCUCUGGAGAACAUGGGUAGGUGGGUGAAAGUUUGGGUUGGGAUUCUUCAGACUCAUCCUUAGUGGUGGUCAGGUAAGUAAUGAGACGUUGAUUGAAUCCAUGUUCUCCAGAGAUGUUCUGCCUGACCCACUGAGUUACUCCAGUCCUUUUUUUGUAAACCAGCAUCUGCACUUCCUGUUUCUAAACAACUAUGUAGGAAGGAACUGCAGAUGCUGGUUUAAACCGAACAGAACUAAUGUUUCAGAUUGAAGAACCAUUUCUGCUUCAGUUUAAGAUUCCCAACAACUGCAGCUAUUUAUUUUCCAACAAAUAUAAAAUAUGUUUGCGUAACAUAUGUAGCAUAGAGCUAUGUUUCAGGAAGAAUAAAGAAAAAAAGGUUCCUGUACCAAAAGAAGGAAUGCACGGAAAGGAUGACUAAUAAGACAUCUUAAACAGAGAUGCCCAUGUUCAGUGAGAUCAAGCCUUGACAAAAGCAAUAAUUAAAACUUUAUAAAUACUUACCAGCUGUCUGAGGUGGGUUGUGCUGAUAAUUACUGCAAGUGAAAGAGAAAUGAAUCAGUACAGGGUCAGAAUUAGUCUUGUAGAUGUGUUUGUGCUGAAUUAUAAAGAUAAAACCUCCAGUUACCAAACUCCAGAAAUGCUGCUUGACCCGCUGAAUUACUCCAGCACUUCGUCUUUUUUUUUUGUAAACCAGCAUCUGCAGUUCUUUGUUUCCACUAUUAAAUGCUGUUUUCUUUAUCACAGUGAAUUGCAUCACUUUUCUAUUUUGUCACCUCCAUUGCCCACUUGAGGGGACGGCCUUGAUCUCAUAUCCAAAGAAUAGCAAAAUAAUCUUCUGGGAUAGCUUUUCUCUCACCUUAUUGAAUGUUCCUAGAAAUCUGACUUGGGUCUUGUCUUGAAUUCUGUUGCCUCCAAUCUCUUAACUGCAUAAUGCAGAUUCAGGUUCAACAUGACAUUCCCCCUCCCACACCAAUGUAUCUGCUGUUCUUUCUAAAAGGGCAAGCAAGAAAGAGUGUUACAGAAACAGGGUCUCCAAAAGUGUAGCAAUCUCAGUAUUUCAAUGGAGUAACAUUGGUCUGCAAAAUUCUGGAAUGGAUCCACAAGUGAUUGACUCCGAUGGGAAUGCUACCAAUUGAGGCGCAACUGACCAUCACGUGACACGUCUCAAAUUACCCAUAUCAUACAUCUCAGAGUAAUUUCUGAAAAUAAAUUGUCCAUUUUCAUGAGAAUUCAUCAAACUUCUACCUCAUCCUACAUCAUGGAAGACGUAUUGACACACGAGAGGUGGUGACUGAGAUGUUUCUGAGAGCUUGACUGAUGUGAAUUAUUUGCUUGAUGUCAAUAAAUGCAUUUCAGUAAACAUAGUUUGAUCGUGUAUUGAGAUUCUAAUGGACAGUCCUGGCUCGCCUUGGGUGAAAUUCCACUGUAAAUUACAUUGUGUAAUUAAUUCAAAAGCAUAAAGGUUUAUUGCCAAGCUUGAGAGCUUAGUGGAGUUCAGGAAAUUCUCACCAGCUUUUUGGGAACCUCAUUGUAUAUAAAUAUGAACAUGCUUGAAAAUAUGGUACAACUGCCUGUUUAUAAUCCUGUUAAACCAAUCUGAAAGUCAUUUUUUUUUAGGGAAUCAACCUGUCAAAUGUGAUAUUAGGGGGAAAAUAUUUUGGGUUUAGGAUUAAUAUGAUGCAAAAUCUGCAGUUUUAUUGUUGAUAGCUGUAUUUUAUACAAUUCAAUUAAAGACUUUGUGAUUCAACCAA